Molecule: messenger RNA, 2640 nt
Organism: Necator americanus (New World hookworm)
Lineage: Eukaryota; Metazoa; Nematoda; Chromadorea; Rhabditida; Ancylostomatidae
Exons: 19
Coding region: 1-2640 (879 amino acids)
Cellular component (GO): nucleus
Source: RefSeq, a predicted model, not a curated record
AUGGAGCACAACAACAAACAUCUUCUUCCCGGAUUCCAUCCUGCUACAUUUCCCUCAGCAUUUGCAGGUCUUCAAAACGCAGGAACGAAUGCGUUUAUGUCUACUUUGCAACAGUUAUCGGGCUUAUCGGCUCCACUUUUGCCAGGAUCAGCCCUUGGUGCAGCACAGUGGGCAAAUUCUCAGUCAGCAGGACAAACAUGGAUUGAUCCGGCAAAAGUUGCAGCGAUGUUGCCAAUGUACCAGGUCUUUACAGGCGUAAAAGGAUUAGAUAUUUCACAACCCGAGCUGAUCACUCAACAAAGUAUAGCUCCUGUGAGUAGUACGACGACGGCAACAACCACAUCAUCUUCAAUAUUUCCUUCGGUUGUGAAAUCAACUUUACGGAAAUCUCCAACUAAUUCCUGCUCGCCUCUAGUCUCCGGAGUUCAAAAUUCUCCGGCUGGUGGAUCGAUGUCAAAUGGUCCAUCGUCACACCCGUCAACGUCCACUCCUCAUGAUAUUGAUGUUGGUGGAUUGUCACAACCGUCGAGCCAAACUCAAGCAUACGAUCUCACGGUUCGGUCGAGUCCUGCUGCAAAGACUCCUGACGCUGGGAGUUCACAAGAUUUCGUAUUACAUGUAUCGAAUUCUUUCAAGAAUACCUCUGAACUCGCUCAUCCUGAAUCUCAACCAUCUACAUCAUCCAGUAAUCAACCCGUUGUCGAUGACAAUUGGGCAGGAAUUGAUCUUGGCGAUUUGGAUUUGUUCGCAGGAACUUCAUCCAAGGAAAAUGAAGUUGCCAUCUCCAGCGUGUUUGAGCUCGGAGGAAAUUUAUUUCCCGACUCUUUUCAUGAAUCUUCACAGAAAGCAACUACAUUUUCUACUCCUUCAAUCUCACAAUCUGCUGCCACUCAUACUGAAAUCACAACAGCAGAUCAAGAAUUCGAUCAAAUCUUCAGCAGUUUGGAAAACCAAAAUGCCUCCACUAAUGCAUUUCCGUUCGAUUUUCACAGUGGUGAAAAUAAUCCCAGCCUUAGUCCUGUACAGUUCACUCCUCCUGAUUCACCUUCAGCCGGUUCACCGGAUCGAACUAUUAUGGGCUUAUUUGCGGGUCCAUCAACGUCUUCCGUACAUCCCACCACAACUCAUUCACCUUUUCCAGCUCCCUCGCAAGCACCUACUCCUAUUGCAAAUACGAGACGGAAAACAGAAUUGGUCAAACCGAUAGCUGCUCCUUCACCGUCAUCCUUCAAAAAGGAGCCUUUAGUGACUCGGCCUGUUCAAAAAUGUAAUAAAAUACCUAUCUAUAAACAAAGAAAAUUCACGUCAAUAAUAUCCAACGAUUUAAGUGGGGAAUCAAAAGGAGAUGUUAACGAUGCAUAUUCUUUUGAUGACGAGGAGGAAAAUGUCGGUUUAAGACAAGUAGAUCCAAAGGAGAAGCUUGAUGCAGAGGUACGUGAAAAACUCUCAAAAAUUGCUGGACAACAUCCGGAAAUGAGAAGUAAAAAUAUUUACGUGCCUGGUGUUGGAUUUGCAGUUCCUCCUGAACAACAGCAAGAUUUAUGGCGACACGUCGUUCCGAAAAAACGACCGACCGGGGAGAAUAGGCCUGUCAUACCUGCUGCGAAUCUUUUACCGCCUUCAGUUCAUGCGGAAGCGAGUCAAGCUGCAGCGAGAUUAGCUGAGCCUGAAAUCGUGACUUUGGCUGAGUCGAUUCGUCGACGUAAACGGGAACGACUUGUAUGCACUUUUAUAAAGACCGAACAAACAUAUGGUAGUGAUUGUGCUAAAGAAGAAGGAGCGGAUCGACGUGCUGAAGAGAUCAAGAAAGAAAAUGAGAACCAACCAAGACUGCCAAAAUUGAUCAUAAAAUUACCAAGACGGACCACAGAGAAUUAUUAUGAAUCGAAAAAGAAGAAAAAGAAAAGGCGAAAGAAGAAGGACUAUGAUAGUGAUUGGGAAGGAAGCGAUCGUAUUAGGCGGAAAAAACGUAUGAAACGAGAAAAAGGGAACAGUUCCGGAUAUGAGAUACGAAUAGUGGAAAGAGAUAACGACGAUGAAAGCAAGACAUCGAGGAUAGAGGAGGAACGGAUCGAUAUGAGUAUGUUCUCGAAAAAGAGGCGUUUGAUGAUGCAAUGGCAAGAAGGUCAGGAAAGUCUGAACCGAGAAAACGGAGAACAUAAGGCGAACGUAAAGUCGCAUUCAUUCCGGUCGAGGAACGAUUUUAAUACAGAAGCAGUGAAGGCUCGUUUAUCAAAGUUCGGACCUGCUGAUGGACAUCUACCGAAAGGAACGUUUGUAGUAUGUAAGGCUGAUUUGUUUCGGGACGAUUGCGCUUUGUGGAGAGUGGACAAUCAAAAUAUGAUCCAAAAAUUUCCGCCUCGAAUUGAUCCUGCAACUAAAGAUAUAUCCUAUAAAAACAGUAGCACAUAUUCUGGAUGGUGUGAUCAAGUGGCUUAUGGUUAUUAUCGAGUAGCCAUAAAACACAUCAAGCAGACACGCUCCGAAGCUAUAAUUCAGCCAGAGAUCCCAAUUUCUGACCUCUUCCCUGCUAUGACCUCAGAAUGCAAUGACAACAAUGGUUUUGUUAAAGGGGAUGAUUUGAUUAAAUUAGGAGUCGGAUAUACUUUAUUUACUUACUGGGAUUAUAAAAUGUAUUAA